Molecule: messenger RNA, 2433 nt
Organism: Cladocopium goreaui
Lineage: Eukaryota; Dinophyceae; Suessiales; Symbiodiniaceae
Source: the annotation of a GenBank genome assembly
AUGAAAGAAAUAGCUGCCAUCAUGCGGACUUUCGACAACGGCGUAGUUGAGGAGGAGGAGGACGUAGACAAGAUCUGGGUGGACAGUGCUGCCUUUGACAUUGUCAUCAGCUGCAUUAUCGUGCUCAAUGCCUUUGUCAUCGGAUUAGAGACUGAUGUAAGGCGUGCAUCGCGAGAGCGAGAUGCAGGUUGGAUAGUGGCUGAAGUCUUCUUCCUCUUGUGCUUCUUGGGCGAGGUUGGCUUGAAGAUGUACUACCACACCUGGCGGUGGGCCUUCAACUCGUUUUCCAACAUGCUUACAAUUUUCAUUUGUUUCAUGGCAUUCAUCGAUUGCACCAUUUUGAAUCCCAUUGGGGUUAGCGGAGUCCUUCGCAUGUUUUCGAUGUUUCGAAUUGUGGGCAUCUCGCGCCUCUACAAGCUCAUCAAACGAUACCGUCGAUUGGAUGAACUACGACUUUUAUUGCAGAGUCUGAAGGACUCAAUGCAAACUUUGUUCUGGACAGUUGUUUUGCUCGUUGUGGUUCUGUACAUUGCGGCGGUGAUUCUAACACAGCAGAUUGGACACAAUGUGGAGAUCUACGGGAACUAUCGCAAGCUUAGCGGUGGUUGGGAUCAUGAAGAGCUCUUCGGCACAGUAGGUCGCUCCAUGUUCACGCUGAUGCAGGUCAUGACUCUGGACAGUUGGCUUAGCAAGGUGGUGCGGCAUGUGGCUGUCAAUCAGUGGUACAUGAUUGCCUUCUUUUGCGCGUUCCUCCUCAUCACCACAUUUGGAAUCAUGAACAUCUUGGUCAGCGUCAUCGUAGAGCAAACCUUGGCAGCCUCACUGCAGAACAAGCAACGACUGAAGGUUCGCGAAGAGAAGGCUCAACGUGCAGAAUUGGAUAGCAUCAAGGAGAUUUUCUUGAUCUCAGACACCGAUGGCAGCAACAGUCUUGACAAGGAAGAGUUUCUGGCAGCAGUGAAGAACCCGGAGGUGCAAUGGCGAAUGAAGAUGCUAGAGCUUCCGGUCGCUGAAACAGUGAAGCUGUUCGGCGUUUUGGACGGAGAUGGCUCCCAGACCUUAAGCUACACGGACUUCAUCCAAGGCUGUGCCAAGUUGAAGGGUCAUGCCAUGAGCAAGGACAUGCUGGCAGUCAUGGCCCAGGCAGAUGCUCUUGCAACCAAGAUGGACUUGAUGGAUGAUUCUCUUGCAGAAAGUGAGCGAAUGGUUGCAGGGCUUGAUGAGAUCUCGCUACGCAUUGCUCGGCGCUUUGAUUCUGCCAUUUUGGGUUCACGCCGCAGAAUGGCACACGCAGCCGGCGGGUCCAAGCCAAUCAUCCCACCAAAGCGGGAUGGCCCAUCAGGCGACAAUGGUGAAGGUUCUGCUUCGCUUUUGCUUUCCAGUCGCGUCCUCACACACUUCGGCCCACUUGACCAUUCUUUGCUCCAGCCAGCAGCCCGCCAGAGCACAUGCAAGAUUGAUCUACAGAGCUGCUGCGAUCCAAAAGUCAGGUUGGAGGACCUGUACGAAAUAUUGGAUGAGUCAGUUGGUUCUGGGAGUUUCGGAGUCGUGCGAAGGAGCCGACACAGAGGCUCCGGGAAGGAGUGUGUCAUCAAAAGCGUCGGGAAAGAAGCUGCCGGUGAAAGGUACAGAGCACUUCUUGUGGAUCGUCAUCUUGGCGAGAGGCUGCUUUGGAUGUCAAAGCAGGCAAAGCAUCCAAACAUUGCGACCUACUUCGACAUACUCGAGGGCCCGCAACAUUUCUUCAUUGUUAUGGAGGAGCUCCUUGGCCCAGAGCUGAUGGAACAGGUUGAGGAGUUUUUCCCAGUCACGGAGGCGUACCUUCAGUGCAUCAUGAAGCAAAUCUUUCAGGGUUUGACCCUUUUAGAUUUUGGUUUUGCAAUGAGCCUGAGUGAGCCUUGGGAUAGAGCUGUGUGCGGCACUUUGAUGUUCAUGGCGCCGGAGGUAAUCGGAUCGAAGGCCGAGGCCCCAUACCUAGCUGCGAUGGAUGUAUGGGCGGCCGGAGUGAUACUUUAUGUUCUUCUUACAGGCGACGCGCCCGCUGAGGAAGCGCAGGUGCGCUUGUUUGGACGUGGUGGUCCGGCAGCAGAUGUUGCUUUGGACCGCGCUUUGGCUGCCCACGAGCUCAACAAAGCUUCAGAAGAGUCCCUGAAGCUUUUGAAGAACAUCCUCGUUCUGGACCCAAGUCUGAGAAUCACGGCCCAGGAUGCCUUGCAGCAUGAGUGGUUUCAGCUGGAUGCUGGGCGCAGGGUUUGUGUGCCAUUGGAAAAAUACCGCCGCACAAGAUCAGCAAGCAUGAGCUCACAAGUCUCCACCCCCAAAGCUUUGCCUUCCAGGGAGCGGACGCCAAAGAAAAUGUUGGAUUUGCCGCAGCCUGCCUUUGAACCACUUGAGCGCAUUGUUUCUGAGGGUGUUGAGGAGGUGAAAAAUUGA